AUGGCUUCGUCGCAGAAGCGCAUAGGCAAGGAGCUGCAAGAAUGCAUGACCUCUCCUCCCACAGGCAUGGUGAUCAUGCUGCCCUCGGAAACCGACAUCCACCACUGGACGGUGACGCUCGCCGGCCCGCCCGGCACCGUGUACAGCGGCGGCACGUACACGCUGGCGGUCAACCUGCCGGCGGACUACCCGUUCAAGGCGCCGCAGGUGACCUUCGCGACGCGCAUCUACCACCCCAACGUGACCAACGACAGCGUCGGCUCCAUCUGCCUCGGCAUGCUCAAGCCCGAGAACUGGAAGCCCGCCAGCCGCGUCCGCGCCGUCCUCGACGCCGUCCGCCAGCUCCUCGUCGAGCCCAACCCCGACGACCCCCUCGAGCCCCGCAUCGCCGACGAGUUCAAGAACAACCUCCGCGAGUUCGAGAAGAACGCUAGGUCCUACGUCGCUCGCUACGCUCAGCAGCAGCAGCCGUCGCAGUCGCAGACGCAGUCUGCCAAGAAAUAA
Messenger RNA from Daldinia caldariorum, 504 nucleotides. Its product is annotated as ubiquitin-conjugating enzyme. The coding region runs from base 1 to 504 and encodes 167 amino acids. The transcript is spliced from 2 exons. The record is from RefSeq and is a predicted model, not a curated record. NCBI's taxonomy places the organism in Eukaryota, Fungi, Ascomycota, Sordariomycetes, Xylariales, Hypoxylaceae.